Messenger RNA from Phytophthora sojae, 342 nucleotides. RefSeq lists its product as hypothetical. The transcript is spliced from 2 exons. The record is from RefSeq and is a predicted model, not a curated record. Gene Ontology annotation, biological process: mitotic sister chromatid cohesion. Bases 1 to 342 code for a protein of 113 amino acids. Gene Ontology annotation, molecular function: N-acetyltransferase activity. Lineage: Eukaryota; Oomycota; Peronosporomycetes; Peronosporales; Peronosporaceae. Gene Ontology annotation, cellular component: NatA complex; cytoplasm.
AUGGACGUCGUCUUCGGCCCCGUGGACAAGAACAACGUGCAGCGGCUGCGCGAGCUCAACCUGCAGCUCUUCCCCGUGCGCUACAACCUGGCCUUCUACAAGGAGGUCGUGAGCUCUCUGCCAGGUUACGCCCAGAUCGGCAGCCGGCUUCUCGAAGGUGUCGUGGCCCAGUCCAUCCAGGACGGGGUGGCGCAGGUGUACCUUCAUGUCCAAACGAGCAACAAGGCAGCGCUGCGGUUCUACAUUGCCCACGGAUUCGAGGCCACGCAGAUCUUGCGCAACUACUACAAACGCAUCGAGCCGCCGGACUGCUACGUGCUGCGCAGGCAGCUCACUCCGUAG